GCUUUGCUGCAUUCUCCACAUUUCCCUUUCAAUCAUCAUCAUCAUCAUCAAUUCACCAUCUUUCUCUCUCUAACUUCAUCUUCUUCAUCAAACAACAAACACCCAAAUUCAAACCCUAAAAUUCCUCAGAAAUGAGCUACAGAAAAUUCGAAAUCAUCGAACGUUCUUCCCCUUUCUUCAUCACUGAAACCACCACCAUUCUCCCCCCUAAACCCUUCUCCUUAAACCCAUUCUUCCAAGAUGACGUCACUUUCUCUCUCCUCUCCGAGUUCCCCGACUCAGUCACUGAUCUACUCCAGAUCGAGUCGACCCCUUUAUGCUCCUCUUACAAGCGAGUCACCCGCCGAGUCGACUCGUCCGAGUCGUACAUCAAGGCGCUUUCCGACCGAGUGAGCUCGCUCGAGUCGAAGUUCGACCGGCUAUUGCAGGUGAAGGAGAGAGAGAAGAAGGUGAAGCAGCUGAGUGAGAUGGACAGGAAGUACUCGUGGACGGCUGAGAUUAAAGGAGAUGUAGAGAAGAAGUAUAGAUGGACGGCUGAGAUUGAAGGGGAUGAUGUUAAGAAAGGGAAAAAUGGUGAGAGGAAGUAUCAGUGGAUUACUGAGAUUAAAGGGAAGAAAGAUGAUGAUAAGAGGGUUUACACGUGGAAGGCUACUAUUGGUGGAGAGAAGAAGAAGGAGAAAGAAAAAAAGGAAAAGAAAGGUGAGAAAGGAUCCUCUGCUACGCGGAUAGUGGAGAUCGAAGAACACUCUGAUGAUCGUAGGGUUGUGGUUAUGCGUCAGGCUUUUGCCAAAAGAGCUGCCAAGGGAAAAAAGAAAGAGCUAUCAGCCUGGGAUGCAGCAGCUUUGAUCCAGUUGAACUUCAGGGCUUACCUUAUUCGUAGAUCUCAAGCGCUUCGUGCCCUUCGAGAGCUGGCGGUUGCAAAGACCAAGUUGAAGGAGCUCAGGGCUUUGUUCCACAAUUUCUCCUACCGUAGUCGUAUUUCCCGUGAUGCUGAGGAGCGUCAGAAAUUUGCAGAGAAAAUCAUCGUUCUGCUCCUCACUGUGGACGCGAUUGAGGGAGUUGAUCUGAUGGUGAGAGCUGCAAAGAGGUCAAUGGUGGAUGAGCUAGAGGCAAUGCUCGAUGUAGUGGACCCCCAGCCUGGCGGGGGGAGAUCUCUUUCCAUGAGGCGAAGGACCUUCGAUAUGCCUAGUGCGGCCAUCCAAAAGGAAAUUGCGGAAGGUGUUGCUCAGGUUGUUCAAAUGCUCGAUGAAGAAAAUGGAACCUUUGAGGCAUGCUUGUAAAAUUGUAAUGGUAUAUUUUGCUGCACUGAUAAAAUCAUGUCUUUCAGCCUGUGUUGUUGUAUCUUUCUUUGGUCUUGAGGAGUUAGAAUUUGCAGUAUGAACCAUUUUGUGUAUUAAGCGGCUGGGUGUUUUUAGGUGUAGCUUAGUUUGUAUCCUCAGGAAGAUCGUUCCUACUGCUUUCAGUUUCUUAUGUUCAGCCUACGAGCUCGCUUUUCUGGGUGCUUCUGAGUAAUUUAAUGUGAUCUGGGAUUAUUGAAA
This is a messenger RNA of Beta vulgaris subsp. vulgaris (sugar beet), 1538 nucleotides long. Its product is annotated as BAG family molecular chaperone regulator 7. Gene Ontology annotation, biological process: protein folding. NCBI's taxonomy places the organism in Eukaryota, Viridiplantae, Streptophyta, Magnoliopsida, Caryophyllales, Amaranthaceae. The coding region runs from base 132 to 1280 and encodes 382 amino acids. The transcript has 3 exons. The record is from RefSeq and is a predicted model, not a curated record. Gene Ontology annotation, cellular component: plasmodesma.